UAAAUUAUAUAAUUUCCACCAAAAUUUGUAAAUGACAAUGGCUGCAAGAUUGAGUCAAGUGAUUUCUUGCAACUUAAAAUCAAGACAAGAAGCUAAGUCUCCAUGUAAGAGAGGGAGAAGAGAAGUUCUUCUGCUUUCACCAACUCUUCUGGUUGCUGACUCCAAAACCGACCUUCUUGAUAAAUAUCUGAAGAAAUCCCAAGAAAACAAAGUCAAGAAUGACAAAGAGAGAUUGGAUAGCUAUUACAAACGAAACUACAAAGAUUAUUUUGGGUUAUUAGAGGGUGAUCUGAAGCAGAGGCAGAAGGAAGAUCUCUCAGAAACCGAGAAGGGCAUUCUUGAGUGGCUUGAGAAUAACAAUUGAUAUGGGUCCGGUGAUUCAAAUUGCAAUUUUUUUUUAGUGUUUUGUGUAAUUUAAUGAAAAAUAUGCUACAUUUGUAUUGAAUGUUUGUGAUUUAAAGAGCAAUUAUUAAUUUUUAAGACAA
Molecule: messenger RNA, 485 nt
Organism: Salvia hispanica
Lineage: Eukaryota; Viridiplantae; Streptophyta; Magnoliopsida; Lamiales; Lamiaceae
Product: photosystem I reaction center subunit N
Biological process (GO): photosynthesis
Cellular component (GO): photosystem I
Source: RefSeq, a predicted model, not a curated record